AUGCGGUUAUUCUCGUGGCUAGAAACUUGCUCCUCCGCCAUCUGCGCCACCGCCACACACAACUCAACCGUCGAACUCCUGCCGUCACAAAAACAACAACAUGCAUUUGACUCAAGUACUUCAUUUUCUUCAGCGUUAACCUCUGAUGAUAGCACUUCCAGUACUCUUCGUAGCAACUACUCCAUACAAACACUCCCUUCCGUUCCUUCUCUCCAGAAACUCUCUCCUCAAAGCCUCAACAACUUCUCCAUCUCCUACCACUGUCUCACCUCCCUCACACCUCACCCUUCUCGCCCCGUCACCUCCCUCGCUCUCCAAAACAACCUCCUCUACGCCGCAACCGAGAACCAAAUCAACGUCUACGAUCGUCACACGUGUACUAAUCUCCAUACCUUCAACUCCGAAGCAACUUCAUCCGGCUCCACCAAAACCAUCAUCUUCUCCAAAGACAUGGUUUUCACCACUCACCAAGACUGCAAGAUCCGCGUCUGGAAAAACAAUGAACACCGCAAGUUAACAACUCUCCCUACCGUCAACGACCGUCUCCGCCGUUUCCUCCUCCCGAAAAACUACGUCACCGUCCGUCGCCACAAUAAACGUCUCUGGAUUGAACACGCUGACGCCGUCACUGACCUCGCCGUUUCUAACGGCGUUAUCUACUCCGUUUCGUGGGAUAAAACGCUUAAAAUAUGGAGAGUCUCUGAUCUUCGUUGCGUUGAAUCUGUCAAAGCUCACGAAGACGCGGUCAACGCGGUUGCAGUUUCUAACGAUGGAACCGUCUACACUGGAUCAUCCGAUAGAAGAAUACGCGUUUGGGCGAAACCAGUUGGAGAAAAAAAACACGUUCUAGUUGCGACUCUGGAGAAGCAUAAAUCAGCGGUUAAUGCUUUGGCGCUAAACGACGACGGUUCGGUGUUGUUUUCGGGUGCAUGCGACCGUUCGAUAUUGGUGUGGGAGAGAGAGGAUAGUGCGAAUCAUAUGGUUGUGAGUGGGGCUCUGAGGGGGCAUCAGAACGCGAUACUAUGUUUGAUCAACGUCUCUGAUUUGUUACUUAGUGGGUCCGCUGAUCGGACGGUCAGGAUCUGGAAACGGGCUUAUGAUGGAUCGUUUUGCUGUGUUGGUGUUCUUGAUGGUCACCAGAAACCCGUGAAGUCGUUGGCUGCAAUUCCGGAGUAUGGUGGUGAUGAAAGUUCAACUAACGGCGUCGUUUCUGUUUUUAGUGGUUCGUUAGAUGGUGAGAUAAAGGUUUGGCAACUUUCUAUUGGGUCUCUGGCUGAUCAGGAUCAGGAUUUUAUGAUUUCUUAG
Messenger RNA from Lathyrus sativus (Indian pea), 1305 nucleotides. The record is from the annotation of a GenBank genome assembly. Lineage: Eukaryota; Viridiplantae; Streptophyta; Magnoliopsida; Fabales; Fabaceae.